GAUAAUAAAGUUAUCAAAACAUGGAGCAACCGGUUUAGAACCGUUUCGAGGCAUGUUUGAACCGGUUGAGGAACGGAAAUUCAACAAAGCGGUUUCAUCCCUCGGCACGGUACACUUUGCUGUUGUUGUUUUGCACCGGCUGCACGCAUCAGGAUGGCAGAAAACGAAAAUACUUGCAAGCAAAUGGAUAUUGCUGUACAGCGCCACCGGAAGAUGUUGCAUUACGUGACCAAGAAGUGUGUUCCCCUGCUCGAGAGCAAGCUGAAAGAGGCGGACGAGAAGUCGUCGGAAUGGAAGGAACGAGCACUGAAAGCGGAAGGAAAGGUGGCACUACUCGAGCGGCAACUGGAGGAAAAGGCUGCCCAGUCACAACACUACAAAAAAUUGUACGAAGGUCAGUACCAGGUGAUGAUGAAGAUCGGCACCGUGAUGGGUGAGAUCGUGUGGAAAUCGUUCAAGAGCCACUCGAACGUGAAGGUAUUGGUGCAGGCACAAGACCCGAUGCUGAAGUACUGUGCCCUAGCGAAGGGCAUCAUCGAUUCGUUUCUGCUCGCCUACGGUACCAGCCUGCCGCCGCUCCAUUCGCUCGAGCACGUGUUCGUCGUAUCGCUGCUCGGAUCGAUCACGAACUUGGCCGCGUUCGUGGAAGGGCGUGCGUUCCUCGCCCAGCAGGAGCUGGUGGUGGAGUUGCUGAAGCGGAUGGUGCUCGAUCAGGACCGCUGGAGCUAUCCGCACUUUCGCUUCAUCAAGCGCAUGGUGCUCACGUUCGCGUACAACAUGUCGCUCGAGGAUCCGGUCGCGUUCGUUAUGCUGGGCGAGGAGAGGCUCGUCAACAGUGUGCUGCGCUGCCUGAGCAUGCACGAUCCGACCGAUGUGGUGGCAGCGGCGGUGGCCAUUAUCUAUCGCUUGCUGAGCGUAACGGUGGAGGCAGGAAUACCGUCAUCGCUGUCGGAGAAGAUCCCGUGGGCCAUGAUCAAAACGAUGAAGGAUUCAACGGACGAGCAGCUGGGAGAGAUUGCGACCAGCCUGCUCGGCGUGAUGGAAGUGUCGGAAGGCAAAGGAUUUUAGAGCAAUGAUUGAAAAUCCUGUUUUGUACUGAAAUAAAUCAUGGAAUGGAGUAGAAUUGUUGUAUAAAAAAA
This is a messenger RNA of Anopheles coluzzii, 1139 nucleotides long. RefSeq lists its product as uncharacterized. The coding region runs from base 154 to 1068 and encodes 304 amino acids. The record is from RefSeq and is a predicted model, not a curated record. Gene Ontology annotation, cellular component: cytosol. The transcript has 4 exons. NCBI's taxonomy places the organism in Eukaryota, Metazoa, Arthropoda, Insecta, Diptera, Culicidae.